Molecule: messenger RNA, 1842 nt
Organism: Knipowitschia caucasica
Lineage: Eukaryota; Metazoa; Chordata; Actinopteri; Gobiiformes; Gobiidae
Source: the annotation of a GenBank genome assembly
AUGUGGCUGGUGGUGUUCCUGGUGUGGGUGCUCCUGUGGGUGGGGGGCUCCUACUGGUACCUGUUUGGGAAGAAGAGCCCCUUCUCCCUGGAGUCGGUGAGGCCGCCUGCGCCCAGAGAGUUUGACCAAAGGAAAAGGGAUAAAGUCAUCAAACAAGGUUUCAGCAUGGACCGGGUGCCUCGGGACCUGGAUGUGAUAGUCAUCGGCAGUGGGAUCGGUGGUCUCACGGCUGGAGCCACUCUGGCCAAAGCCGGGAAGAGGGUCCUGGUCCUGGAGCAGCACGACCAGGCGGGGGGCUGCUGCCACACCUACAUUGAGAAGGGCUUUGAGUUUGAUGUUGGUCUGCACUACAUCGGCCAGCUCCACGAGAACAGCCUCCUGCGUAUCGCCUUUGACCAGAUCUCCGAGGGGCAGCUGGAGUUUCAGGAGCUAAACCAACAUUUCGACACCAUCCAAAUCGGAGAAGGCACAGACCUGCGAGAGUACACCAUCUUCUCCGGCAAAACCACCAUGAAGUCCCAUCUCAUCAAGCAGUUUCCUGACGACAAAGAAGCCAUCGAAACGUUCUUCAACAUAAUGAAAAUUUGUGCCAAAAAGACCCACUAUCUGGCAACUCUAAAGCUCAUUCCUCAGUGGGUGUCUUUGCUCUUGUUGAAAUCGGGUCUGGCGGAUUUGGUUUCUCCAGUUUUUAAACUUUCUGGGACGUGUGCGACAGAGUUGGUGAACACUCUGACCAGCAACAGGGACCUUCACGUUAUCUUCUCUUAUCUCUUCUAUGGUGUUCCGCCAAAAGACUCCAGUGUCUUGAUAAACGCGCUCCUCGUCCACCACUACAAGCGAGGGGCGUAUUACAUCAAAGGUGGCGCCAGUGAAAUCUCCUUCCACAUCAUCAGAACCAUCCAGAAAUAUGGAGGGAACUGUCUGGUCCGCGCUCCGGUCACACAGAUCCUGGUCAACGAGGAAAACACAGCUUAUGGUGUGAAAGUGAGAAAAGGCCAAGAGGAGUUUGAAAUCCGGGCUCCUGUUAUUGUCUCAAACUGUGGAAUCUUCACCACUUUCCAAAAACUGCUGCCUCGAGAAAUCUCAGUCCAGCCACAGAUGCAGGAGAGGCUGAACAUGAUGAAACCAGGCCGCGGGUCAUUCCUGGUCUUCUCUGGGUUCGAGGGGACUCAGGAGGAACUGGGUUUGGUCUCCACAAACUUCUGGCUCUUCAAAAACAACGACAUGGACAAAUCAAUGGAGGACUUCUUUGCACUGAGCAAAGAAGAAGCUCCGGACAACAUCCCCAUGAUGUUUAUAACCAUGCCAUCAGCAAAAGACCCAGAAUCUAAAAUAAGACACCCAGGGAAAUCCUGCAUGACGAUCCUGACCAUGGUGAAGUAUGAAUGGUUUGAGGAAUGGAAAGACACAGCUGUGCGCAAAAGAGGAGACGAGUACUACAACUACAAAAUGAGAUUCGCCAAAAACCUCUUUGACUGGGCCUGUAAAUUAUUCCCCAAAAUCAAAGACAAGUUGGUGUUCCAGGACGUAGCCACUCCCCUCACAAACUGCCACUACCUGGGAGCGCAGAGAGGAGCCAUGUACUCGGCCGAACACAACCUGGACCGAUUCCACGCCGAAGCAGUGGCCCGCAACAGAUGCCACACGCCUGUCAAAAACCUCUUCAUCUCAGGUCAGGAUGUGUUCAGCUGUGGCAUCGCUGGAGCUCUUCACGGAGGCCUGCUCUGCUCCUCUGCCGUCCUGGAUCACAUCGUGUACAUUGACUUACUCUUCCUCAAGAAAAAACUCAAGAGGAGAAAGGCCAGAGAGUUAGCCCAACUGGAGAAAAAGAAAAUCCAGUGA